This is a messenger RNA of Selaginella moellendorffii, 910 nucleotides long. RefSeq names its product early light-induced protein, chloroplastic-like. The transcript is spliced from 2 exons. The coding region runs from base 70 to 747 and encodes 225 amino acids. NCBI's taxonomy places the organism in Eukaryota, Viridiplantae, Streptophyta, Lycopodiopsida, Selaginellales, Selaginellaceae. The record is from RefSeq and is a predicted model, not a curated record.
UUUGAGCGAUCCAAUUCAUUUGAAGUGCUUUCCAGGUCCAAAUAUUUGUAGCUUUUAGUCCUGAGCAACAUGGCGCUAGCCAGCAGCCUUGCGGCACUCCCUUCCUCCCUCUCUAAAACUCCUCUGGGAGGAGCCUCCGCUCACAAGUCCCGAUCCACUCGCUCCUUGGGAUUCUUGCUGCCAGUGAGAGCUUCCUCGGACAAAGGUCCUGCAGGAGGCGAUGGCAUCAGCAGCGUUCUGGACCAGACCAAGAAGAAUAUUAGCCGCGAGGGUGUGCUCAAGAACCAGGCAGAGAAUGAGUCGGAGAAGAAGUCCGUGUUUGGAGCUGUGCCAUCGUCCGGAGCAAUGUGGCCGAGGCCGGAGAUCGAGAGGCGGCCAGAGACUGGCGAUCGAUCAUUCCCCAGCUUGAUGGCAUUUGAUGGCGCUGGCCCAGAGACGAUCAAUGGCAGACUGGCCAUGGUUGGAAUUGUGUGGGCAUUUGCUGUAGAGAGAAUAACGGGACAAACGGUGUUCGAGCAGCUCUACACGCCAGGCAACUUUGGCUUGUUUAACUUCUUGAUGGUGGCACAACUCUUUGCGUAUGCGUCGCUGGUUCCCAUGUUUAAGGGAGAGAGCCCCGAUAGUAGAGCUUUGGGCCCGUUUAAUGCCAUGGCGGAGCGCUGGAAUGGGCGGACUGCCAUGCUUGGUUUCCUGGCUUUGGUGAUCACGGAAUCCUUCAUCAAGACGCCAGUUUUUAACAUGAUGUAAGUGAUCUCGGAUAGAUCAAAUUUGUAAAUUUUGGGGCAUAUGCCCAUUUACGUACAUUAUGUCAUCAGUUCGUCUAGAUAUAUAGGUUUCUUACUUGGUACAUCCUGCUUAGCUGCUUUGAAAAGAAAGAACGAACAGAGAGAUAACGAGAUAACAAACCUGU